Molecule: messenger RNA, 857 nt
Organism: Capsaspora owczarzaki ATCC 30864
Lineage: Eukaryota; Filasterea; Ministeriida; Capsasporidae
Exons: 4
Coding region: 120-680 (186 amino acids)
Source: RefSeq, a predicted model, not a curated record
GCUUUUUUUGCUGUGCAGAAGGGGGACGAACGCUUUUCAGAACGACAGUUCAUUCACUCAGGCACAGCCAAGGCAAACAGAAGCAAGCGGCCACAACAGCAAAACCCCAAGUCGCGAAAAUGAGCGCAGGCAGUGUGAAUGCUGUGAUUGUCGCUGCAGCGGCCGUGAGUGCUGCCGUGUGGUACUUCAUCCGAGGCAGCGCAACAGGAGGCAUUGCAGCGGCCGGCGAGCGAACGACAUCAUCACAACAGCAUCAGCAACAGCAGCAACAGCAACAGCAAUACGCAUCAACAGCAUCACCGCAGCUGACGCAGUCUCAGCAACAGCAGCAGCAGCACGACGGCGGCGCGCACAACAAUGACGCGGCGUACGGCGAUGCCGAAGCGGACAUCCACAGCGAGCUCAGAGGUUUUCAAGGCCGAGGUCGAAACCCGGCGUCUGAGGAGCACAAUCUUCGAAAUUUUUACGCCUUCAUGGCAGCCGGACGGCACGAGUCGCCUUCACCGCGGCCAUCGCGACCAACGUCCAUGAUUGGCAACUCUGGUUAUAACCAGUCACCGGAGCCCUCGCGAUUUGCCGAAACACGUGGAGAGGACUAUGAGGAAGAUGACUUGGAUUCGCGCUCGCGCCCAACCCGAAUCUCGCUUCCCACCGUCCCGGAUUACAUCUCUGGCUCUUAGGUGAAGCUGGCUAUCGUCUGUUGGGUCUGAAAACAUGUUGAUAUACUGUGUGAAACCUCAUGUAUGCGAAAAAAGAAAAUCCAUUACAAAAAAAGGGAUGAACACAAACCCGGAAAGCAACAAGUUCUGUGCAUGUGCACAGCGUUGCCCGAAUAAACAACCAUAACAAGAUUUCCA